GAAUCUUAGGGGGUUUGCGCGUUUUUCUGGUGACUGGCAUUGGCCGUAGGAUGAAUCCUCCCACAGCCGGCUCCGUCUCUGAGCGCGUCGGUGCAGUGAGAGGAGCCCACCGGCUUGGACCACAUCAGAGCAGCGGAGCUCCGGUCUGGACGCGGGCCAAGCCUGUCUGGUGUCAAACCAGCCUGAACAGAUACUCUCAGACAUCUCAUUUCUUCACCUCAUUCCUGAGACGGGACUGCCCACCCCCUGUGAAAAGCAAUUUGAACCUGAUAGCACAUCAUCUGCCUAUCUCCUCUGAAAAUCUCUGCUGGACUAUUAAGACAGACGCUCCUCACUUUUUCCUCAUAAGCACUUUGCCACCGUGUAGAACCGGAGCCAGACAUGGCUUUUACGCGCAAAUCGUCUGUCUUCCGACUGUCCUGUUAUAUAUUUUUUUGAACAAGCUUGAAUUCGCGAUAUCUGAUUUCUCUGUUCUCUAUUUUUCUUUGAUCCGUGGAAAUGUUCCAUCCAGAUCCAUAAAAGACCAAAGUUUGGUUAAUAUGAACUUAUUGCCAAGUGGAAUAUGUUUUUAUUUAUCUGUAGCAAUCUGCUGGCUGACGGCCGAGGUCGAUGCGUCCUGGUGGUACAUGGGGACCCUGGGCUCCCAGGUUAUGUGCGACAACAUUCCCGGUCUGGUGAACAAGCAGCGGCAGCUGUGCCGACAGCAUCCCAAAGUGAUGCAGGCCAUCGGUGCCGGGAUGAAGGACUGGAUCUCAGAGUGCCAGCACCAGUUCCGCAACCACCGCUGGAACUGCAACACUACAGUGCGGGACCACAACCUGUUUGGACGGCUGCUGCUACGCAGCAGCCGUGAGGUGGCCUUUGUCUAUGCCAUCUCCUCGGCUGGGGUGGUUUACACGUUGGCACGAGCCUGCAGCCAAGGGGACUUAGACUCCUGCUCCUGUGACCCCUCUAAGAAGGGCUCGUCGCGGGACUCCAAGGGCUCCUUUGACUGGGGUGGCUGCAGUGACCACGUGGAGCACGCCAUGCGCUUCAGCCAAACCUUUGUGGACGCCAAGGAGAGGAAGGAGAGAGAUGCCCGGGCGCUUAUGAACUUGCACAACAACAGAGCUGGCAGGAAGGCAGUGAAGCGCUUCAUGACACUGGAGUGUAAAUGCCACGGCGUCAGCGGGUCGUGCAGCAUCAGGACCUGCUGGUUGGCCAUGGCGGACUUUCGACGCACUGGCGACCACCUACGGAAGAGGUACAACGGUGCCGUGCAGGUCGCUGUAAACCAGUAUGGCACUGGGUUCACUGCCGCACACACUCACUUCAAACGUCCAAGCAAGAAUGACCUGGUCUACUUUGAGGACUCACCAGACUACUGCAUACGGGACCAUGAGUCAGGGUCGAUGGGGACAGGAGGCCGAAUCUGCAACCGGACGUCUCGUGGAAUGGACGGCUGCGAGGUGAUGUGUUGCGGCCGAGGCUACGACACGUCACGCGUCAGUCGCACCACCAAGUGCGAAUGCAAGUUCCACUGGUGCUGCGCCGUCCACUGCCGCGACUGCCAGCAGCAGGUGGACGUGCACACCUGUAAGAGCCAGACGUGACCUGGCUGCCCCCUCAGACCACUACUGACCUUUAACCAGCAGUUUUACUUAGAACCCAAACUACUGCUUUCUGCUGAGCUACACAAUUCAUCAUCCUGUUCUGACAAUCAGGAGUCCAUCUUUAGCAAUAACCCCUCAUUUCUGUGGCGUCAAUCAAACAGUAGGUACAGUACUCGCAGUGGUAAGUCUUCUCCUGCUUAAUCCAAACCAGAUGAGAACUUCUGUUUCCUCAAGGAUGUGGCCUUCCAAGAGCUUUCACACUCUAAGAAACUAUUGACUGUUGAUAGAUUGAAUGACUCAACACUAGUGAGCUGUGUUGCUUUAAAAAUAGAUCUAUUCAAACCUGGUUUUCAAAGGUGGAGAGUUUGAAAAGUUUUGUUCAGGCAGACAUUUCUUCUUAAAAGCCGCUUCAGGUUCCUGCUGACCAACAGCACAAACAGAGACUGAAAGAAUCAGCUUUACUGUUUGAUGUGGAGGCUCAUGUUGAGAUGGUUUGGAGGUGACUGCAGCCUGAGCAACAAUUACACAGGAAUAGCUUAACCAUCACCAUAGUAAUCUAUUUACUGUCAUCCAAAGCUGUAAAUGCUCUGGUCCAGGCAGUCAUGUGGCUGGUUGUGAGUUUGUAGGGUUUACAACAGAGAAAGAAGUCUAACCUGUCCAAUUGACUCUGGAUGUCACACAUUGACUCAUAUUUAACACAGAGAGCUUCCUGCAAGAACAUUUUGGGAUUCUAGUCUUAAACCUCUAUUUUCUUUAGCAAUGUUUAAGUUUUUUGCCCUUUUGUUUUCUUUAUUAGGGAGGUUAGUAGAGAGGCAGUCAGGAAAGUAGGGAGAAGAAGACCUGCAGCAAAGGUCAUGAGCUGGAAUCAAGCCCCUGUUUAUGGGUCGCCUGCUCACCAGUUGAGCUAUCUGGGUGCCCUUCUUUGGCAAUGUUUGUCUUAACUGGGAAAACAUGAGAAAUUGUUUCAGCCAGAUGAAUGUGAUCCUGAUUAGCAUAAUAGACAUCUGGAAAAAAAAUCAGGCUUCCUGUUUGGCAGCAUGCAAAAUGAAAAAAUUCUCACCCCAGUGUCCACAUGGUAGUAUAACAUUUGAGCUGUCGGCUACAUGUGGCCAGAGCAGCAGUACACUGGGACAGAACUAGAGCUUAAAUAGGGACUGGAGGUUUUAUUGUCAUAUUCAGGAGACCCUGAGGUGGACCCAGAUCAGAUGGGAUCCCCCAGGAGGAGCUGGGAAAGAAGAGGGGUGUCAGGACGAACCAACUGUGGAUAAACAGCAGAAAGGUGGUGAUGAUGCAACAGCCACAGCAAUAGUAGAAAAAAAAAAAGGGGGGGGGGUGUUAAUAACAUUCCUAACGUUCCUCAGCAGGUGAUUUUGCAUCUUCAUGUGUAGAGACUGGAAAAAAGCAUCCCGCGACUUUCCUAACAGCUGCUACUGAAGUGUUGCUGUACCUUAAUAUGCCAAAAAAAAAAAAUCUUAAUUAGCAAACUGGCACCUAAAUCUGAAUGUUUCGCAUUGCCAAAUCCUCCUAAAUCACUCAUGUGCCACUUUAGCCGUUUGUAUCAGUGGUUCUUGCAGGAGGCCCAAAACAGUCUUCAAAAGUUUUACUGAACAGACUGUAAUCUGCUUGUUCCAAGUCUCUGCAGAACUGUCCAACAUUUGCAACACACAGCUUCAAGUGGCAGGACUUCGUCUCUGUAAAUAUGUGGUUUUAGAAAUGAAUCAGAUUUAUAGAGGACAGAACCAGGAAGCAGACUGCACAUUUCACUUCCUCCUCCCAUGCCAGCCAGUCAUAUUUUCUGUAGUUCAGAUUCCUGAGUUGGACUGCACAGUAAAUCUGACAGUUUGUGAAGCAGAUCGGUUGUUAAAGGAACAUUGUGUUUUUUCCAAUCAGAUAUAACAACACUGUACUCAUUGGGAUAUUCCUGAGACUAACGAACAUGUUCAACAGGGUACAAAUACAAACUAAAACCCCCCAAAACAUGCACGUUUGCUGUUCCACUGUUUAACUGAUCUAGGCAGAAAUGGAGUCACAAGACAGUUUCU
This is a messenger RNA of Acanthochromis polyacanthus (spiny chromis), 3634 nucleotides long. RefSeq names its product wingless-type MMTV integration site family member 2 (gene wnt2). NCBI's taxonomy places the organism in Eukaryota, Metazoa, Chordata, Actinopteri, Pomacentridae. Gene Ontology annotation, cellular component: extracellular region. The coding region runs from base 51 to 1592 and encodes 513 amino acids. The transcript has 5 exons. Gene Ontology annotation, molecular function: cytokine activity; frizzled binding. Gene Ontology annotation, biological process: multicellular organism development; cell fate commitment; neuron differentiation. The record is from RefSeq and is a predicted model, not a curated record.